AUGAAGCCGCCUAAAGCACGUACGCCGGUUACGAUUCUCAAGUUCAAGAGAUCUCGUUCGACGUAUUCGAUUCCAUUGAUUCUCGACAAGAAGACGCUUAACCAAGAAACACUCAUCACUGCUUUGAAGAAUGCCAUUAACUCUUCUGGGGGACUACGUAUAGUCGACAACCUUGAUGUGGACGAGGAAGGUAUUCCACCUCCAGAAGAAGAAGGCGUGGAGGUUACUGCUGAAGACUUGCUGCUUGCCUUGCCUAAAGACAGAAGUGCUCCACAUGAGAACCAGUGGUACCCAGUGGAGGACGAUAAGCAAUUAGAAGAUCUCGUGUUUAAUGACUACGAUUUAAUUGCAUUCAAGUUCGCAGAUGACCAGGAGUUCCGUAUUGAGGAAUCAGAGUUUGGUGAACAACAGGAGUAG
Molecule: messenger RNA, 417 nt
Organism: Candidozyma haemuli
Lineage: Eukaryota; Fungi; Ascomycota; Pichiomycetes; Serinales; Metschnikowiaceae
Exons: 2
Coding region: 1-417 (138 amino acids)
Source: RefSeq, a predicted model, not a curated record